CAUACAGCGACAUCUCUUUGUUAGCCGACCUUCGCAACUUUCUCUUCACUGUGAGCCAAGUUUUGCCAGCUUCAUCGAAUAAAUCGGAAAAAUGGCUACUCGUUUGUUAAAAAUUAGUAGUGCGCUACGCACAUAUAGCAAUAAAACCAGCCUGGUUAAGGUACCAAAACAAUGGCGUUCGACUGCUACUUCUCUGAAAGAAGCACUUGUCAAUCAACCAGCUACCAGAAUUACAACUCUGGAUAAUGGAAUGAGAGUGGCUAGUGAAGACAGUGGAGCUGCAACAGCUACUGUUGGCCUUUGGAUUGAUUCUGGUAGCCGAUAUGAGACAGAUGAGAAUAAUGGUGUUGCUCAUUUCAUGGAACAUAUGGCUUUUAAGGGAACCACCAAACGUUCUCAAACAGACUUGGAAUUGGAAAUAGAGAACAUGGGCGCUCACUUAAACGCUUACACAAGUCGGGAACAAACAGUGUUUUACGCGAAAUGUUUGUCGCAAGACGUACCGAAAGCUAUUGAGAUUCUGAGUGAUAUUAUUCAAAAUUCUAAAUUAGGCGAAAAUGAAAUUGAAAGGGAGCGUGGCGUUAUUUUGCGCGAAAUGCAGGAAGUCGAGACAAACCUGCAAGAAGUCGUAUUUGACCACUUGCACGCAGCUGCCUAUCAAGGCACAUCCUUAGGACGAACGAUAUUGGGACCUACUAAAAAUAUUAAAAGUAUUACACGAAAUGAUCUUGUUAAAUACGUGAAGACCAACUAUGGGCCACCUAGAUUCGUGCUGGCUGGUGCUGGUGGUGUAAAUCACAAUCAAUUAAUCGAACUUGCCCAAAAACAUUUUAGUCAGAUGGAAGGGCCACAGUAUGAUGAUAUUCCAGAUUAUAUCAAAUCUUGUCGUUAUACUGGCUCUGAAAUAAGAGUCCGCGACGAUACGAUUCCUCUCGCUCAUAUCGCGAUUGCUGUUGAAGGUGCUGGAUGGCCUGAUGCAGACAAUAUUCCUCUCAUGGUCGCGAAUACCCUUAUGGGAGCAUGGGAUCGUAGCCAAGGCGGGGGUGUGAAUAACGCGAGUAGUUUAGCUAAAGCCUGCGCAGAGGAAGGCUUGUGUCAUAGCUACCAAAGUUUCAACACAUGCUACAAGGAUACUGGUCUCUGGGGUGUAUACUUCGUUUGUGAUCCUAUGAAGUGCGAUGACAUGGCGAGCCAAAUUCAGCACGAAUGGAUGAAGCUGUGCACAUCAGUUACUGAGAAAGAUGUGACACGCGCUAAAAAUAUUCUCAAAACUAACAUGUUUCUGCAAUUGGAUGGCACUACCGCAAUUUGCGAAGAUAUUGGCCGUCAGAUGUUAUGUUAUAAUCGCCGUAUUCCGCUUCACGAACUCGAAAUGAGGAUAGAUAGUGUAACUGCCGAAACUAUUCGUGAUGUUGGUAUGAAGUAUAUUUAUGAUCACUGUCCAGUGAUCGCGGCAGUUGGUCCAGUUGAAAAUUUGAUAGAUUAUAACAACAUUCGUUCUGGCAUGUACUGGCUCAGACUGUAAUCAUCCUCAGAUUCAUAAAUUUUAGCGCACCGAUUAGAAAUAAAAUAAAACUACAAUGUGCAUAUACUCAUGAUAUAGUAGUUUCUUCCAUAUGAGAUUGUAGUUUUAUUUUGAAAUACAUUUACGAGUGAAUGUUCGUUGAUGUAUACUACCUGGCGAAAUAAAUAUACAGUCGAAAAUA
Odontomachus brunneus is the source of this 1706-nucleotide messenger RNA. It is a transcript of the gene UQCR-C1, whose product is annotated as mitochondrial-processing peptidase subunit beta. The coding region runs from base 92 to 1525 and encodes 477 amino acids. Gene Ontology annotation, molecular function: metal ion binding; metalloendopeptidase activity. Gene Ontology annotation, cellular component: mitochondrion. The transcript has 7 exons. The record is from RefSeq and is a predicted model, not a curated record. NCBI's taxonomy places the organism in Eukaryota, Metazoa, Arthropoda, Insecta, Hymenoptera, Formicidae.